AUGAGGAACAAAACAACACAAACAGUGGAAAGGAAAGCUCUCCAUGUAGUAGUACACGAGAAAUCUGGUUUGUUAUUUCAGGGUCUGUUGACGUUCAGGGAUGUGGCUGUGGACUUCUCCCAGGAGGAGUGGGAAUGCCUAGACUCUGUUCAGAGGGCUUUGUACAUUGAUGUGAUGUUGGAGAAUUACAGCAAUCUUAUCUCUGUGGAGAACUAUUUCAUGUGUGCUAUUGUCCAUCAGCAUGUGGAUAGUGAAGAGAAGUAUUCUAAAUGUAAUGAGGUUGGCAAAAUGCUUCAUGAAUCCAGCAUAUCCACAGCUUAUAAAACAAGUAAUACGACAGAAAACUCUAAUAACUUUAGCUGUGACUAUAGUCAUGGGGAUGCCUCAAUUGAAUCAUCAAACCUAAAUAGAUAUAAAAGCAUCCGGGAUAGAGAAGACCCUUGCAAAUAUAAAAACCCAUCAUUUGCCUCUACCUACAAACUUAUGCAACAAGCAAUCUGUAUUGGAGAGAAACCACACAAAUUUAGGAAGUACGGAAAAUGCUUUGGUUCCUGCUCAAGCCUCACUGGACAUCCAAGAAUUCAUAUUGAAAAAAAACUUUAUAAAUGUGAUGUUUGUGACAAAUCUUUUACCCAUUGCUCAAACCUUAGAACACAUAAAAAAAUUCAUACUGGAGAGAGACCUUACAGAUGCAAAGAAUGUGGUAAGUCUUUUCUUCAGUUGUCAGCUCUUAAAAGCCAUUACAUUGUCCAUACUGGAGAGAAGCCUUACAAAUGUCAGGAAUGUGACAAAUCCUUUGCCCAUUGUUCCACUUUCAGGAGACAUAAGAAAAUCCAUACUGCUGAGGAACUUUAUAGUUGUCAAGAAUGUGGCAAGGUGUUUUAUCAGUUGCUAUACCUUAAAAGCCAUUACAAAACCCAUAUUGGUGAGAAGCCUUACAAAUGCAAUGAAUGUGACAGAUCGUUUAUUCACUGUUCAUCUUUUAGAAAGCAUCAGAAAAUACAUUCUGUAGAGAAACUAUACAUGUGCAAAGAAUGUGGUAAGUCUUUCCUUGAGUUGUCACAUCUUAAUAGGCAUUACAGAACUCAUACUGGAGAGAAGCCUUAUAAAUGUGAAGAAUGUGACAAAUCAUUUACUACAAACUCAAUUCUGAAAACACAUCAGAAAAUUCAUUCUGGAGAGAAACCUUACAAAUGCAAAGACUGUGACAAAUCCUUUACUCAACAUUCAAAUCUUAGAAGGCAUCAGAGAACUCAUACCGGAGAGAAGCCUUACAAAUGUCAGGAAUGUGACAAAUAUUUUACCCGGUUCUCAACUCUGAGAAGACAUCAGAAGAUUCACAUUGGAGAUAAAAAUACCACUGUAAGUAAGGUGACAUAUUCUUUAUCCCGAUCUUUAUCUUUGCGAGCCGCAACAGGAUCUAUAAUAGAGAGAAACAAGGACAUAAGAAACUUUUGAAAACCUUUAAUGAAGGUUGAAAUCUUAGAAAAUAUCACAAGAAUUUAUACUGAAGAAAAUUCUUGCAGGUGUAAAAAUGUGAGAAAAACCUUCAAGGAAAACAUUUUUGUAGUACAAUAUCAAAAGUAGAUACAAUGAGGAUAAAAAUGUAGGAACCUAAAGAAUGGAACCAGACUAUUAGUUUUUAUACCAGUCUUGUUGUAUAUCAGAAAACCCAUACUGAAAAGAAAUCAUAUAACAUGUAUACCUGUGUGUUAUCCCAGUGUCUUGCAGUUCAUUGGAAAUUCUACACACUACAGAAUUCUCAUAAUGCAUUCAAUUUGUCAAUUUUUUUUUCUGAUGCUAAAAUUGUACACAAAUUAGAAGACUCAUCCUGAAAGAAACCCAAGAAAAUGCCUUAAUAAAAGUUCA
Molecule: messenger RNA, 1869 nt
Organism: Phodopus roborovskii (desert hamster)
Lineage: Eukaryota; Metazoa; Chordata; Mammalia; Rodentia; Cricetidae
Product: zinc finger protein 54-like
Exons: 3
Coding region: 1-1458 (485 amino acids)
Biological process (GO): regulation of transcription by RNA polymerase II
Molecular function (GO): DNA-binding transcription factor activity, RNA polymerase II-specific; RNA polymerase II cis-regulatory region sequence-specific DNA binding
Source: RefSeq, a predicted model, not a curated record